Messenger RNA from Helicoverpa zea (corn earworm), 4084 nucleotides. Its product is annotated as collagen alpha-1(III) chain-like. The transcript has 23 exons. Bases 1 to 3894 code for a protein of 1297 amino acids. Lineage: Eukaryota; Metazoa; Arthropoda; Insecta; Lepidoptera; Noctuidae. The record is from RefSeq and is a predicted model, not a curated record.
AUGCAUUUUGCACUGUGUUGUGUCUGUAGAGAUGACGAGGCUGUACUAACGAAUAUAUCGGAAAUGAUCGACUUGGCCAUCGGUACUCCUGAGAUCGGAGUUGUGGACUUCAGUAUGCUGCAGACUGUCCUGCACUGCCUUGCCCAACAACUCGGAGUGCUGAGCAAGAAUGUUGAGUUGCGAGGCAGCGUGGCGGCCCUGCCCGUCGGCAGACCCUCCGACACUACCCAGACCAUAGCCAUCAGCGAGUUCAUCGUCGAUACAGGGGCACCCGGAGGCUAUGAGCUAGCAACAUAUCCGAUGUCACCUGAUCAAGAAAGUAUGCUUGUUGUUGAGCGCAGGAAAAGGACAGAUUACACUCCAGCGCCUUCUAGAAAAACCACGACACCCGGAAUGAGUACUCCAGGUGGUAAGGCUGCUGGUGGCGGUCAGGUUCCUGGGGGUGGUCAGUUCCCUGGUGGCGGUCAGGUUCCUGGGGGCGGUCAGUUCCCUGGUGGCGGUCAGGGUCCCGGUGGAGGUCAGGUUCCUGGUGGCGGUCAGUUCCCUGGUGGCGGUCAGGGUCCCGGUGGAGGUCAGGUUCCUGGUGGAGGUCAGGGUCCCGGUGGAGGUCAGGUUCCUGGUGGCGGUCAGCUUCCUGGUUACGGUCAGGGUCCCGGUGGAGGUCAGGGUCCCGGUGGAGUCGGUGGUGCGGGUGCUGGCCCCGGCGGUGUGCCUGGUGCCCAAGGCGGCGUCGGACCUCCAUCCAGUCCUGCACCGCCUUCUGGAGCCGCUAGAGGUGGGCCUCAAGCACCACCUGGCUAUGAGACAGCCAUUCCUGCAGCUGCUCAGACCACGCCAUCAAUGCCUCCGCCAAUGGCACCACCAGGAUCUCGUCCACUUCCACCUGUAGCCUCUAGACCGUCCUCAGAGAGGCUUUCCCUCGUCACACUCAGCAAAUUCAACGUGUUAGAAGGCACAGUCAAUGACCUGAAGCAACGCGUUUACGGCACCACCCCCAAGAACGAGGAUAUAUUGCAAGAAGUCAGGUCACAAGGAAAUUUGAAGGCAAUUACAGACAUGUGGACCAACAUGAAUGUCUCAUCACGUUUGGAUGCUGCAGAAGAAGGCAUCGGCAAGCUUAGCUCACUGAUAGAAGACCUCAUUGGAGAGACGGUCGAACUACAAAAGGCUACUGGAAGCCAACCGAGCCCUGCGACGGCCAGAUUGGCAGAAAAAGCUAAGGCUGUGUCGCAAACGCCGAGGGGACCGGGCGGUGGUGGAUACGGUCCUGAUGGUGGUCAAGGAAUGCAGGGUGGUCAAGCAGCUCCAGCGUACGGCCCACCUGGUGGUCAACCUGCUCCUGCUUAUGGUCCGCCAGGCGGUCAACAGGCCCCAGCGUAUGGGCCCCCUGGAGGCCAGCAAGCUCCAGGAUAUGGUCCACCUGGUGGGCAACAGGCCCCAGCGUAUGGGCCUCCUGGAGGCCAGCAAGCUCCGGGAUAUGGUCCACCUGGUGGUCAACCUGGAGGCCAGCCAGCUCCGGGAUAUGGUCCACCUGGUGGUCAACAGGCUCCAGCGUAUGGGCCUCCUGGAGGCCAGCCAGCUCCGGGAUAUGGUCCACCUGGUCAGCAAGGCCAAGGCGCUCCUGGUGGUCAGCAAGGCCAAGGUUAUGGUCCGCCUGGUGUUCAGCAAGGCCAAGGACAAGGCCCUCCCGGUGGUCAACAAGGCCAAGGAUUUGGCCCACCCGGUGGUCAGCAAGUACAAGGACAAGGCCCUCCCGGUGGUCAACAGGGCCAAGGAUUCGGUCCUGCUAGUGGUCAACAAGGCCAAGGAUUUGGCCCACCCGGUGGUCAACAAGGCCAAGGACAAGGUGCUCCUGGUGGACAACAGGGCCAAGGAUUCGGUCCUGCUGGUGCCCAACAGGGCCAAGGAUUCGGUCCUGCUGGUGGUCAGCAGGGCCAAGGAUUCGGUCCUGCUGGUGGUCAGCAGGGCCAAGGGUACGGACCUACUGGUGGCCAACAGGACCAAGGAUACGGACCUGCUGGUGGCCAACAGGGCCAAGGAUACGGUCCUGCUGGUGGCCAACAGGGCCAAGGGUAUGGUCCUCCUGGUGCUCAACAAGUACAAGGACAAGGUUCUUUCGGCCCUAUGGGUGGAGCACAGGGCAUGCCGGGUGUUCAAUCUAUGUUAGACUUGUCUGCAUAUGCUACUAAAGAUGAGCUUAUGCAGCUGCUUGGCCACUUGCAGCGAGUAAGGAACGACCUGGACUCUCUGACAGAAUCCUUCUAUAACGCGAUGAAGGAAGUCAAUGAUGCUUUUGAACCACCGACUCCGCUGCCUCCACCGUCUACAUUAGCGCUGGUCACUCCCGCCGGUGAAGUGAUGACGCAAGCUUAUGGAGGACGCGGACCCGGAGGAGGCGCUUCUGGAGGAGGCGCUUCUGGAGGAGGAGCAGGCGGUGGAAAGGCAGGCGGUGGUAAAGGCGGCGGUGGAAAAGCAGGUGGUGGAGGUUAUGGUGGGGGAGCAGAUGGCCCUGCACCCAACAUCACACUCGCCCCGGGUAUGGCAGCACCAGGCACAGGAAUGACUCAGUAUACACCACAGUCGCACCAAAUGGGCCAGUCCCCUCAGACGAUUCAGAUGGCUCAAAUGGGAGGAAAUGUGAUGGAAAGGCUGAUUGAGCUCGAGAAGCAGUUGAAGAAGUGCUGCGACAACAUCACUAAGUCUGAUGGGCUCGUCAACGACCAGCUGUCUUCGUUCCAAGAUCAACUAGAAUAUAUGGCGAAGCAAAUCGCAGGGUUGACUGGUGGCGACAUGGGACUCGCCGGGAAGCUAUCGCCAGAUCUUGUUAAGGAUCUACAAGGAUUAAUGCAAUUGUUCCAAACGGUGCAAGAUAUGCAGACUCAGCUGCAACAAGUCCAUGAGACGGCACUGCAUCUAGCCGCUGAAAAAGAGGACAGGCAGAACCAUAUUGACGCUCUACUGGAACAAAUAGAGCUUCUAAAGGCCAUCAAAUUGGACCGCGAGGACAUGGUGGAAGCCUUGGCCGACAAGGCAGACCUUCGCAUGCUGGCUAGGAAGGUGUCUCAUGAUCAGUUCGAGACGGCUUGCGAUGACCUCUCUAAAGGAUUGGAGCAUGCGCUUGGAAAGCUAAAUGUUCAGGAAGCUCUUUGGCAACAAGCUCUGGAUGACAUCCAACGUGAGAUCGAGACUAAGCUGGACAAGAUGGAGCUGUCUCCUGUGAAGGAAUUCUUCAACAACAAGCUGAAACAGCUUCAGGAUAAUCUGAAGCAGAUGGCAGCACUUCGCCGCGAAGCGGAAGCCGCUGGCACCAAGAGGAGACUGUUGAGGGAUGUCAACUGCAUAUCGUGCGAUGCGAAAGCUAUAAUGUCCAUGGACGCACCGUCGCCGUUACCUGCAAAACCACUGCCGGCUACGCUUUCCAUGAAGCCGUAUCUCAGUUAUGAAUUAGACGCUAUUCGCAAGGCCCAAGCAAGCAAUUUACCGCAUCGCAACAUGCACGACUGGGAGCACAUAGAUAAGCAGAUGAUGCCCAAACAGCCCUACAAAGUCAGAUCAGAAACGGACAAGCACCUUUGCAACCGAUAUUGUGGCGGAUCGCACACGGUAACGACUCCUGCGCAGCGCGUCGCAAGACUCGGCCACUUUAUAAAACAGUGGGGGCCAGAGGUGCUUCCGUUGUCUUCAGGAUUCGCGGCUGGGGAUGAUGGCAGGUUGUAUAAAAUCAGCACUGGGGAAGGCGCUAGCGUCGGUCCAGGUGGUGCAGUGGAAGGUGCAGCGACUUGUGCGCCGAAGUCUCCAGUCAAGAAGCCAGAGCCUCCUAAAGGGCCCAAGCCUAUAGUUAUCAGCGCGGAAUGCCGCUGUUUGGAUCCCACAGAGCGUCAACCUAAGAGCUGAAUGGAUUAUCGUUUUGUCACAUUAUUAUGUUGACUAUUGUUUUUAAUUAAUUUCUAAAAUUGUUUAUCAAUCGUGUACUUAUUUCUUACUUAUAAUAAUGUAAUUCGUAAGUAUGUAGUUAUUUUUUAAUUAAAUUUUAGUAAUGUUUAUCAUAAACAACACUAACAAAAAUAAAAGAUAUGCUGGAUUU